GGGAGGGGGCGUGUCGGAGGGGGCGUGGCCGGGCAUCGGCGCAGCAGUGGCUGGGAGAUUCCCGAUGGGGAGGGCGAAUCAUGAAUAUUCAUUGAGGCACAGUCGCGGCUCAUUAAUAUACAUUAAUUAAUGUCCAUGCGUGCAAUUUACAUAGCGCCCUGUACUGGCACCUGUGGAUGCGCUAUCAUUAGUAUGCUCAUUAUUAUUAGUUAUUAGUAGCUCGUUAAUAUUAUGCACUUAAUUUGCAUGGCCCUCAGCCACCAUGCUGGCGAAUAUGCUAAUAACGAACUAGUUAAUAUUCAUGUAUAAUUUGCAUGCCGCCCAUUGACCUGCUUUUAUGCUAAGGAGCUCCUUUAAACGUGGAGCGGAGGUGGGUGUGUCUUGUGUCUGACUGACAGGACCGAGCUGCUCACAUGCCUGUCUUACCUACUGCAGGAAACCAAUGCAUCAUGGCUCCACCCCAUCGCACCUGUUCCAGUCCUGCAACCCUACUGUGCAUUGUCCUCCUGGGCCUGCAGUAUGUGGAUGCCCUGCGCUCGCCCCCGCCCCGCCCCAACUUCCUGAUCAUCAUGGCUGACGACCUUGGCAUUGGAGACCUAGGCUGUUAUGGCAACACCAGCAUCAGGACCCCAAACAUCGACCGCCUGGCGGAGGAUGGAGUGCGCCUCACACAGUACCUGGCAGCAGAGUCAGUGUGCACGCCCAGUAGGGCCGCAUUCCUCACUGGGCGCUACCCUAUCCGCUCAGGGAUGACUUCUGGCAACGGACACCGAGUGCUGCAGUGGGCAGCAGGCGCAGGUGGCCUUCCUCCAAAGGAGAUCACGUUUGCUCGCAUCCUGCAGGGGCAGGGCUAUGUCACAGGGCUCGUGGGGAAGUGGCACCUGGGCCUGAGCUGCCGCACUGUCUCCGACCUCUGCCACCACCCGCUGAACCACGGCUUCCACCACUUCCUGGGGCUGCCGCUCGGCAUGAUGGGAGACUGUGCGGGGGCGGAGCCUUCUGAGAAGCGGGCGGGGCUGGAGCGGCGCCUUCGAGGGGCGGGGCGGGCCCUGGCAGCAGUGGCCAUUGCCAUCACAGCACUGGCCUGGGGGCGGGGCCGGGGACUGGCACCGGCCUGCUGGGCUCCUUGGGCAGCCAUUGCCCUGGGUGCAGUGGCGGCCAUCUUUGAAGCAGGGUCGUAUGUGGUAGGUGGGGCUGUGGCGCGCUAUGACUGCUUCCUCAUGCGCAACGCCACCGUCACCCAGCAGCCCCUGCAGCUCGACCAUGUCACACCUCUGUUGCUCCGCGAGGCCAAGGACUUCCUGCGAAGGCAUCGCCAUGCCCCCUUCCUGCUGUUCCUGUCCCUGCUGCACACGCACACUCCCCUUGUGACAUCGCCUGAAUUCCGAGGUCGGAGCGCACAUGGGCGCUAUGGCGACAAUGUGGAGGAGAUGGACUGGGUAGUGGGCCAGAUACUAGAGGUGCUGGAGCGCGAGGGCCUGACGGACAGCACACUUGUCCACUUCACAUCCGACAACGGCGCCUGGCUUGAAGCCCAGGCUGGGGGCGAGCAGCUCGGCGGCUCCAACGGGGUCUUCCGGGGUGGCAAGGGCAUGGGCGGCUGGGAGGGCGGCAUCCGCGUGCCAGGAGUGUUCCGCUGGCCGGGUGUGCUGCCUCGGGGGCGUGUCCUCGACCAGCCUGUGAGCCUCAUGGAUGUCUUCCCCACCGUUGUGCGGCUGGGGGGCGGGGUGUUGCCGUCAGACAGGGAGAUUGAUGGGCGCGACCUGUUGCCCCUGCUGCGCGGGGAGACCCAGCACUCCGCCCACGAGGUCCUGCUGCACUACUGUGAGGUCUUCCUGCACGCAGUCCGCUGGGUACAGCGUGACAGUGGCCAGGUGUGGAAGGCCCACCUCCUUGGGGCAGGGGCGCCCAGCUUGCAGCCGGUGCCCAUCGCUGAGCCGGAAAUCCCUGGACUUGGCCCCUCGGCGCACUCCGCCAUGAUGUCGGAGGCGCCGAACUUGACGGCGGCCAUAACGUCAGAGGCAGUGACGGCAGCCUUGGUGACGGCGGCGCGCGUGAGGCAGGAGUAUGACGUGCUGCGCCCCACCGCCGGCCAUGUACCCCAGCAGAUGGGGUCGCUCUACAACCUGUGGCUGCCUUGGCUGCAGCCGUGCUGUGGCCACUUCCCUGCCUGUGCUUGCGACUUGGAAGGCGGGAGCCGGAAGUGAUCUUGGUGGUGCCGGAAGUGAAGGUGGCGCAUGGGGGUGGGACUUCCUGUGAGACAGGAAGUACUGGUGGCUUUGGGGACAGAGAGGGAGGCCUGCUGGGUGGGGUUCCAUGGAGGAACAGGAAGUAAGGAAGAGGAAAUCAGAAGUCCCUGGGAGUGGUGUGUGUGUGUGUAUGUGUGGGUGGGUGGGGGGGUAGGUGGUAUGUACCUUUAUAAUAGUUAAAGCAGGGGUUCACAAUCUCCCCAAUGCUGCAGCCUUUUAACAUAGUUCCUCAUGUAACAGUCCUCAACCAUAAAAUGAUUUUCACUGCUAUUUCAGCACUGUAAA
This is a messenger RNA of Rattus rattus (black rat), 2534 nucleotides long. RefSeq names its product arylsulfatase E-like. The transcript is spliced from 12 exons. NCBI's taxonomy places the organism in Eukaryota, Metazoa, Chordata, Mammalia, Rodentia, Muridae. Gene Ontology annotation, molecular function: arylsulfatase activity. The record is from RefSeq and is a predicted model, not a curated record. Bases 414 to 2207 code for a protein of 597 amino acids.